Molecule: messenger RNA, 1284 nt
Organism: Gossypium raimondii (Peruvian cotton)
Lineage: Eukaryota; Viridiplantae; Streptophyta; Magnoliopsida; Malvales; Malvaceae
Product: probable F-box protein At2g36090
Exons: 1
Coding region: 34-1101 (355 amino acids)
Molecular function (GO): protein binding
Source: RefSeq, a predicted model, not a curated record
GAGCGUAUCCAUAGUAGGCAAAAAAAAAAAAAAAUGGAGCAUUUGCAAUGUGAUUUGAAGUGCUUAAGCAGGGAUAUCCUAGCUGAUAUCAUGGCUCGACUAGAUGGUUCAACCCUGGCCUCAGCUGCCUGCACAUGUUCUGACCUUCGAGGCAUAGCUCGAAACCAAAGGUUAUGGAAGCAAUUGUGUAAUUCCACAUGGCCUUCCACUGCACUCGACGAAGCCCAACACCUUAUUUCAUCAUCAACGGAUGGUUUUCGCAGAUUCUAUGCUGAUUCUUAUCCUCUUAUUUCGAAUGAUCACAAAGAUGCCAACAAUUACUUUCCUAUACAACCAACCCUUAUUUCUCCGUCUAAUUUUGCUUUGUUUAUAGAUGUUUAUUAUAGAGAAAAAUGUAUUACUUCCAGUGUCUUAGAUGGCAUACCAAUGGAAACCGAUUUCGGCCAAGAUGAUGACACAACAACUGGUCUUAUGAGUUGGGUAUUGAACUGUCCAUUCAAAGUGGUACCUUCAGAUAUUAAUGAUGAAGAUAUUGAAGAUGGUGACGAUGGACAUGACUUCGUAUCACUUGUGGGAAAAGCAGAUGAUCGUUGCAAUGAACUAAAAGAAGGGAUUCGAUUAAGUUGGGUGUUAUUAGACAAGAAGAGAGGAAAAGCUGGAAAUCUAUCAAGCUGGAAGCCAUUGUCGGUGAAGAAAAUAUGGGCUUCCAAUGGUGACUAUAUUCUACAUUUUGGGUGCAUUAUCCCAGUCCAAGAGAGCCUACAACUGCCUCACAACUUGGCCAAGUGUCUUAUAGGGGCAAGAUGCAACAUAGAGGAAAAACAAGGGUAUUUGAGAUGGAAAGAGGUAAGUAUGCACAUUGAGGACACUAGUGGAGCAUAUGUAAAUGGUGGCAAGAGUUUAAUCAUCUUGAACCAAGCUCUAUAUUGCUCACGAAGUAAUAAUCGUCAUGCUGUUGAAAAGGGUUACAUACAAUUUGAGGGACGAAAGCAAGAGAUUAUAAGGAAAAAGAAGCUCGAAGAAACCUUGGCUGAUUGGCUUUGUAUAUCUUUUGAAGUAGUAAUCCUCUUAAUUUUAGGGUACCGAAUUUUACCCAUUUAAAGUCAAUUAUUAUGGUCCAAUGACAACUUAAGUAACCAUUGCAAAGCACUGUGUUUCUAGGACAAAUAAUUAUUCAUGUUAAACUGUGUUUAAACUUCUUUCAUCAAUUACAGACUGUUAUGAUGUUGCAAUCCACAACCUUUGACAAAUCAAAAUGGAAAUUUGAGAGUUUCCCAAGUUAAA